AUGGCGAGCGCUGGCGCGGUCCUCCUGGAGGCUCGGCCUUUCCGGCCGUUCAAGUCUUCCGAGGAGUAUUUGUACGCGAUGAAGGAAGAUCUGGCUGAAUGGAUGACGGUCCUUUACCCUGAGCUCAGGAUCAACGCAGACAACUUCCUGGACAGACUCGACACGGGCGUAGUUGCCAAGAAGCAAGCACCACCUCAGUCCAUAGCGGAAAGGUCGCCGGGCGCGUGGGCAGCCGAGCUAGCCCGCUCCUACGCGUGUGACGAAACCGCGUCCGAACCGACCGCGCUAAUUGAUAAUCUGACCGGUGGCACUCAGUGGCACUUGUUGGGAAAUCGCCAGAUUAGGAGACCUGGUAUCUAA
Molecule: messenger RNA, 360 nt
Organism: Chilo suppressalis (striped riceborer)
Lineage: Eukaryota; Metazoa; Arthropoda; Insecta; Lepidoptera; Crambidae
Source: the annotation of a GenBank genome assembly